Molecule: messenger RNA, 613 nt
Organism: Prorocentrum cordatum
Lineage: Eukaryota; Dinophyceae; Prorocentrales; Prorocentraceae
Source: the annotation of a GenBank genome assembly
CCAGGACUUCGCCGAUAACGCCUGGAACCGGGCGCUGCUGCAGACGCUGCCUCGGCUGCUGGUGCUGCUCGUGCGGUGGAUCGCCCAGUCGAAGGCGAAGAGCCUGGCCGCGGCCUACUCGGUGCUCCCGGACCUCGAGGAGUCCGGCGGCACGCUGAAGAGCAACGUGCUGGGGCAGGAGAUCUCCUACGACUCCCUCGUCUUGGCCGUCCGCAACGAGCCCCUGGUGCCCGUGCUGAAGUGCCCGCCCGGCGUGUCCGGCGCCCCCCCCGACGUGGCGUUCGUGCGCGGGCAGGAGGCGGUGUGGCUGCCGCCCCCGUUUGGCUCGGUGUGCCGCCUCUGGCGGCGACGAAGAUCGGCCUCGCCGUCUACUCGCCCGUGUGGUACCCCCUACGGCAGGUGGACGACAAGGUCUUGAAGGCGCGGCAGUGGGCCCUCGGAGCGGCCAUCCGCGCGCAGCCGAAGCCGCUGGGCGCCGCGGUGAGGCUGCUGGCGGCGCUGGCGAAGUGGCUGGCCCUGGGGCAGGCCUCGCGCCACGAGUCGGCGCGGCGUGCCCGGGGACGAAGCGCCAGGGGGCGGGCCUUUCUCGGCAGGCGGCGGCGCUUCUCAGAAG